UCCUGGAGAUGUCUGCUACGGUCGCUUAACCUGUCUGGCCGUAGACCGUCAAAAUAGAAAAAAAAGUCUUCUUAAUUUAAACUUGGAUGAGAAUUAAAAGGGUGACAUACCUGGAAACGCUGCCUGCAGCCUUCGCAAUUAGCUUAAUUAGCUUUGGACGUUUUACAGCCACCUGUAGAGAAAUCUACUCUCUUAAAGAUGGUUUCCAGAAGACUGCUGAUUCUGUAUGGAAGUCAAACAGGAACAGCACAAGAUGUGUCUGAAAGAAUAUGGCGAGAAGCCAAACGAUACCACCUAACAGGUCCUGUACAAGCCAUGGAUGACUACUCUAUUUCUCAAUUAAUUCAAGAACAGUACGUCGUCUUUGUGUGUUCAACCACAGGCCAGGGUGAAGAGCCUGAUAAUAUGAAAAUAUUCUGGAAAUUUCUUUUAAGGAAAGGUCUACCAUCAAACUCUCUAAGAUCCAUAAAGUUUGCCGUUUUGGGUCUGGGUGAUUCUUCCUACGCCAAGUUCAACUAUGCUGCUAAAAAAUUGUACAGGCGUCUUUUGAACUUAGGUGCCAUUCCUAUGGCCUCUCUGGGUUUAGCUGAUGACCAGCAUGAUCUGGGUGCUGAUGCUGUAGUUGAUCCUUGGAUUGCACAGCUUUGGGAGACUUUACUUGUAGAACUACCCAUACCUCAGGGGCUUCCAAUUUCUUCUGACAUAAAAAUUUCUCCAAGAUGGAACAUCACAAUAGAGAAUACAGGUUUCUUACCAGCACUCCCUCCGAUUUCACAAAAAAAUCGUUCUUUUCCAGUUGUUGUAAAAGAGAAUAUUCGCACUACUAAACCUGACCAUUUCCAAGAUGUACGACUGAUUUCAUUGAGUAAUCUUCCUGAAGGGAUUACAUAUACUCCUGGGGAUGUUUUAUUGGUUCGACCCCAGAAUCUACCAGAAAAUGUGGAAACACUGAUGGCUCUACUGACAGGAGAAGAUGCUCAAAGUGCAGGUUCAAAGUUGACACCUGAGACAGUUUUUAAAAUCACCCAAAUUGAUGAGGAUAUGCCUGUUCCAGAACCCCUCCAAUCCCCUCAAAGCCUAAUUAAUCUUGCCACGUACUAUUGGGACUUGAAUGCUAUACCUCGUCGUUUCAUGUUGCAAAUAUUGGCUGAGGUAACUCCUAAUGACCUUGAAAAAGAAAAGCUUUUAGAGAUGGCCAGUAGUGAAGGCCAAGAAAUGAUGUAUGACUAUCUAAAUCGUCCACGCCGAACCAUACUUGAGUUGUUGGCUGAUUUUCCACAUGCUGUAUCAAACAUUCCUUACCAACUCUUAUUUGAACUAUUUUCACCUAUUAGGCCACGUUCCUUUUCAAUUGCCUCAUCUCCCACAGCACACAAGCAAGAGUUGCAUAUUCUUGUUGCUGUUGUUAAGUACAAAACUAAACUAAUGAAACCAAGAUUAGGUUUGUGUUCCAAUUGGCUUGCUUCACUGAAGCCAAAUAACUUAAUAUAUGUUUGGCUCCAGAAGGGCUCUCUCCGUUUCCCCAUCAAUGAGGAUAUUCCAAUUGUGAUGGUAGGACCAGGAACUGGAGUUGCUCCAUUCCGAAGCUACAUACAGACACGCCAUGUGGAGGGUACUGCUAAUGCAAACAGUCUACAUCUUUACUUCGGAUGUAGAAAUAGAGAAGGAGAUUUUCAUUUUUCCGAUGAGUGGUUAUCUCUGCAGGAAAAUGGGGAACUCAGUUUCAGUUGUGCCUUUUCCCGAGAUCAGGAAGAAAAAAUGUACGUGCAGCAUAUCAUUUUGAGGCAUCAAGAUAUUAUCUGGAAAAUCUUGAAAUCCGGGGGAUAUGUUUUUGUGGCUGGAAAUUCAAACAAUAUGCCAACCAGUGUACGAGAGGCCAUAAGGGAUUCCUUAGUAUCAGUUGGAGGAUUUAACAUAGAUGCAGCAACUGAUUUUCUUGAUAAAAUGGAGAGAGAAGGUAAAUAUCAAACAGAGACAUGGAGUUAAUUUUUUUAAUAUUUUGUAUGAACUAAAUUCAAAGUAAAUUUUAUUCUUAAAAAAAGAA
Frankliniella occidentalis (western flower thrips) is the source of this 2044-nucleotide messenger RNA. Its product is annotated as NADPH-dependent diflavin oxidoreductase 1. Lineage: Eukaryota; Metazoa; Arthropoda; Insecta; Thysanoptera; Thripidae. Gene Ontology annotation, cellular component: cytosol. The transcript has 10 exons. Gene Ontology annotation, molecular function: FMN binding; NADPH-hemoprotein reductase activity; flavin adenine dinucleotide binding. Bases 199 to 1986 code for a protein of 595 amino acids. The record is from RefSeq and is a predicted model, not a curated record.